CCAUAUUCUAGAAUUGUCACCUUUUCGGUUAGUAGAAAAUAGUAUUGAAAUUGGAAAAAUUACAACAAAAAAAAAAACAAAAAUGGACUUUGCAACACCUUGCCGAUUGCAACAGGCACAUCAGCGGCAACGGAGAGAGUGGAACAGGAUCGGUAGGCGCCUCAAGCUGCUGACGGGCAAGAGGUCCAGCGACUUGCUCCUCCACGAUCCGCUCCUGCAGCCACCGUUCGCCGCCCAUCCUCGCCAGCGGAUGUGCGGUGGUCAGCAGCUGCCGAUGCCGAUGGUCGGGAAGCAGACAACUCAUUCAAAUAGAUCAGCUAAAUUCCCAGCAGCCAAUAAUCCCUUGGAACUGCUUGUCGUGGGUCAACAGCUGCAAAUGCAUCGUCCACCGGGACGACGACAUGUGCAGCUCCAGGAUCCUCACUCGUCGUCUCAGCCCCGCCAGCAAAUCGAGGAGUACGUCUAUUUCUAUCCGGUCCACUACUAUGAGAUGGACCACUGGCCUCCACACGCUCAGCAGGAGCCGAGCCUUGUGGUGGAUGCACGUUUUAUGGCCGAGCUAAUGGAUGAGCUGCUGCUGAAUGCGGCCAACCUUAUUUGACUUGUGCUCCGUUCAAAUAUAUAGAAGAUUUAAAAAUUUGAA
Molecule: messenger RNA, 643 nt
Organism: Drosophila yakuba
Lineage: Eukaryota; Metazoa; Arthropoda; Insecta; Diptera; Drosophilidae
Exons: 1
Coding region: 83-601 (172 amino acids)
Source: RefSeq, a predicted model, not a curated record